AUGCACACAGUCCUCACAGGCGCAACAGGCCUGGUCGGCUCGGCCGUCCUCGACGCCAUGCUCUCCAACCCAGCCAUCACCAAAAUCACCAUCCUCUCCCGCCGGCCCGUGGCGCAGGCCACCGCCCGCGCCGACCCGCGCGUGUCGGUGGUGCUGCACGACGACUUCACGUCGUACGACGACGACGCCGCGCUCCGCAGCCGCCUCCAGGACGCGCGCGGCUGCGUCUGGGCCCUGGGCGUCAGCCAGACGCAGGUCGGCAGCCGGGACGAGUACGAGCGCAUCACCAAGACGUUUGCGCUGGCGGCGGCGCGGUCCCUGGGCGACGCGGCCCGGCGCGCCGGCGAGCCCUUUGACUUUGUCUACGUGUCCGGCAUGGGCGCCACCACGACGCCCGGCCGGUUCGCGCAGCUCUUUGCGCGCGUCAAGGGCGAGACGGAGCUCGGGCUCGCCGCCCUGCAGGACGAGAACCCCCUGCUGCGCGCCAGCUCCGUCAGGGCUGGGUUCGUGGAUCCCGCGGCCCACGGGGCCAUCGCGCAGUAUCUGCCUGCGAGGCCCGUGUUGACCACCGCGAUGGAGAAGGUCCUGGGUCCGGUCGUGAGGGGCUUUUGGAAGAGCGCCUGGAGCCCGACGGAGCAUCUGGGCAGGUUUCUGACGGACAUGGCCAUCGGGAAGUGGUCGGAAAAAGAGCUCGUUGCUGCCGGGGCUGACAAGAUUGGUAAAGGCGGCUUUCUCGUCGUGGAGAACCCGACCUUUCGCAAGUUGCAAGGGCUGGAUGCAUAG
Messenger RNA from Pyricularia pennisetigena, 783 nucleotides. RefSeq lists its product as uncharacterized. Lineage: Eukaryota; Fungi; Ascomycota; Sordariomycetes; Magnaporthales; Pyriculariaceae. Bases 1 to 783 code for a protein of 260 amino acids. The record is from RefSeq and is a predicted model, not a curated record. The transcript has a single exon.